AUGUGGAUUAGAGUCUGCCAUAUCGUUACGCAGUCCUCCUUCCCUAGGUCUUAUCGCAGCCUCUCUCUUGCCCCGUUAGAUCCGUCUGCUCUCUCGCUGAUUCACGUAGCUCACUCGACCCCUGCCAUCCCAUCUGUGCUACUCGAGGCGGUAUUCGCCCUCCCCUGCGUCUGGGUGACUAAUUCGAGGCUCAAGCAUAUGAGUAAGUCUCAUCAUCAGGCCUUUGCUGUAUGGACCACGUCUAUGGUACAAGAGACCUACUGUCAGCCAACUAGCUCCAAUCUCAGCCGCGUCUUUUCUGUUUCUAUUCCUAAUACCAAGUAUAUGAUUUGCCAUGCCCUAGUCUCUUGUGUGUCAACCCACAAAUGUUGUGGUACUGCUUGCUCUGACUCGGUUCAAUGCUGA
Messenger RNA from Protopolystoma xenopodis, 405 nucleotides. Lineage: Eukaryota; Metazoa; Platyhelminthes; Monogenea; Polystomatidea; Polystomatidae. The record is from the annotation of a GenBank genome assembly.